GUCACUCUUUUGGAUCCUAGUCGCUCAUUUCAUACGCUCCAUUGAGCGGUCCAUUCCUUCACAACAAACAUUAUCUGCCGCCCUUUGCGACCAUAACUGUUGGCACUGAACUCCUUUGAUCUGCGAUUACUUAUCGACGACCAUAGACAGGCAACAUGUACAGCAUUCGAGCGUUCGCCACUUUGGCCUCUCUUCUCCGAUUAGCAUCUGCCGCCGAUGUUUUCGCGCAUUUCAUGGUCCAGAACACCUACGCUUACGACAUCAACCAAUGGAAGACCGACAUGUCGCAAGCGCAGGCAAUUGGUGUUGACGGCUUCGCGCUCAACUGGAUACCGCCGGACUGUGUGCCCGGUCUUGACUGGACUGUCGCGCGCAUCAACGAUGCUUUUACUGCGGCAGAGCAAGUGGGCUUCAAGCUCAUGCAUUCCUUUGACAUGAGCUACAGCGUAUGCGAUGUCUACUGGAACCAGACUUUCAUGGCCAGCAUACUAUCGACACAUGCCGGUAGUUCUGCUGCAUACCGCUGGAACAGCAAUCUCCUCGUAUCUACAUAUGGCGGCGACCAAGUCGUGCAGUACGGCAAUCAGUUCUUCCAGGGGUUGAAGAAUACGAUGCAGAGCUCCAACGCUAUUUCAAUCGCGCCCGCUCUCACGACGUAUUCUAUGAGCGCCCAGUAUGAUGCGUCGAGUGCAGCCUCAAGCCUAGUGUCAGACUACCCAUCCAUUGACGGCUACCUUAACUGGCAAGCCUGGCCUCUCGAUGUCCAGCAGAACAGUAGUGUCACACCUGACCAGGCUUUCCAAUCUGCAUUGAAAAGCAAAGGUCGGGCUGGACCUUACGUAAUGGCUGUGUCACCGUGGCAGUACAAAGAUCUCAAUGACGGCAACCCACUUGAUGCUUGGGUGGCUUACAGCGACACGCUCUUCCCGGACCGCCUCCGGCAGCUGACAAGCGAUGCUAUUCAGCCCGAUAUCAUCGAGUUGCUGAGCUGGAAUGACUUCUGCGAGUCUCACUACCUCCGCGACCUGCCGUCCCAGGAUAUCACCGCAAAGGACUACGUUGAGCUCGGUGACAUGGGCAACUACGUUUGGGGUCAAAGUCAUUCAGCGUGGCGCGUCAUUGCAAAGUACUACCUUCACUGGUGGAAGAACGGCUCGCCGCCAGCAAUCACUGAAGACCAGGUAGUCUUCUGGCACCGCGUUCACCCCAAGGAUGCGGUCUGCACUGGCGGCUCGUCUACCGGCAUUCGAAACAACGACAUGCCGGAAGACGCUGUCUUCGCUUGGGCGCUCGUCAGUGAGAACUCCACUAUAUCCAUGACGGUCGGGAGCAACCAGUACUGGAAUUUUGAGGCAGACAAUAGUGGCCCAACGAUGAACAUGGUGCCUUUCCCGUCUGAUCUCACCGGCAACGGCGUAACGCCCAUAGUGGCGAUCAUGCGCAACGGCCAGCUACUGGGGGUCUCCAACAGCUCGCAAGCGAUAUCGAGCGAUUGCGCCUAUCAGAACUACAACCCUGUUGUUGGCUUAGUAGGACCAGGCUUAUGAUCAUUGAAGCGUGCUUUUCACUUCGAGAUACCCUUCUGCAAGCUAUGGAUUUGGUUGCAUAUAUUCAAACUUUGGCUGAUGGCGGCAAUUUGAUGAUAGAGAUGACUGACGCUAUUUG
Molecule: messenger RNA, 1665 nt
Organism: Baudoinia panamericana UAMH 10762
Lineage: Eukaryota; Fungi; Ascomycota; Dothideomycetes; Mycosphaerellales; Teratosphaeriaceae
Product: glycoside hydrolase family 71 protein
Exons: 2
Coding region: 156-1547 (463 amino acids)
Molecular function (GO): glucan endo-1,3-alpha-glucosidase activity
Source: RefSeq, a predicted model, not a curated record